AUGGAUACACAUGCUCUCUCCACUCAUCUCCUUUUAGUCAUUCUCAGCAUCAGUGCAGUCUACAGUGAAGAAGACACAGAAACACAGAUCUGUCUUGAGCACCAAAAAGCCUUUGAAGGCUCUUGCUAUGAGUUUGUGACCCUGCAGCGAAGCUUCCUCGAAGCUCAAAGGUGGUGUGAGCGUGGAGGUGGACACUUGGCCUUCAUCCAGAAUGAUGAGACGCAGCAAUUUCUCCACAGACAUUUGCAAUUAGAGCAGGACUGGUGGCUAGGCCUGGCACCUUCCUCCUUCAACUUCAGCAUGGGCUCCGCUGCCACAGAGGGUUCCUUGUCCUGGCUGGAUGGAUCCGAUGUGAGUUACUCUAACUGGUUCCGUGAACCUGAGGUUGGAGAAGCUUGUGGUUACAUCAUGAAGCAAUCUGGAUUUCAGUGGGCAUCAACCGAAAACUGUAGCCAAGAGCUCCACUUUAUCUGCGAGUUUGAGUCAGGACAUGCUCUAGCCUGUCUGGAACACAAUGCCACGCUACAGUGUGGCUCUGGUCAGGUUAUAGAGAUCGAUGACAGCUUCUACGGCAGGAAGACGCCGCACUACUGCAGGGCUGAACAUUUUCUGCCUGACAUAACCUUACGGGAGGAGUGCAGCUGGGUCGACGUGGUGGAUAUGGUGUCGGGGCACUGUCAUGGGUUGCAGGUAUGCCAGGCUGUAGCAAACGUAGCAUCCUUUGGAGAGCCAUGCCCAGGACUAGGAAGCUAUUUAUCAGUGGAUUAUCACUGCAAAGAUGGUCUUCAUCUACUGAUCAACAAGCAAGCUGCUGUCUUUCAAAACAUCACCUUGGCAACAAAAUGGUUGCUUCAUCCUUACCAAGGAAAUCUUACAUGUACUUUGAAUGCUGGUGAUGGACACACUAUUGACCCCUACAUGCCUGAAGAGUUACAGAGUAUUAUAGUGCACAGAUACCAACAUGCUGGAGUGUAUACUGUUACAGUGGAGUGUAGCACCAGUGAGUGGCAUGUGACAGCUCAGAAAACCAUCACGAUCCAAGAACCUGUUGGGGAAUUUAGUAAAAUUGUGUGCCAUAGCUCAAACCAGACAACAGACAGUGAAAACUGCAAAGGUCUUAACAACCAUGUGCUGAGAAUCCAAGUGCAGCUCAGUGCUGGUACUAACAUCACAUACAAAAUUCAACAUGGAAUCACUGAGCUUGUACGUUCUUCUGUAGUCAGAGGGAUUGUUCCUCACAACAUCACUAUCACUCAAGAAACUUUACAGCUGUUGGGCUUGGGAUGCCAUCAACUUAGUCUCCUGGCCGCCAACGGAGUGACUGCUCCAGAUGUGUCUGUUCCUCUGGAACUUUGCUUGGUGGAGCCAGUGGAUGGUCUUAAAGCCUCUGUGGCACCAGAGCAGGACCUGUGCUCAGACUCAGCUCUAUAUGUUAAUGUCUCUUUGGACCACGGUGCUCCAGUUGAGGUGUUCUUUCUGGUGUCUGCAGAUAAUGAUAGCUUCUCCGAGAUACAUCGCAUGCUAAAUGGGAGUUUACAGAUGUUCAGGAUCUCAAGCAAAAUAGAAGGUUCAAUGCGGAUAAAGGUUAAGGCAUCUAACUUGUUUACCUCAAUGGAAGUCGAAGCUGGAGAUACACUAUUGGAUUGCCAGGCAGACAAUUCGAUGGGAGAUCAUACAGGAACGCUAAGUGGCAAUAUCUUGCUGAUCACUGCAAACCCAGAGAGCCCAGUUGUAGGCACAAGUAGUAUAAUGUUGGAUGUUAAUGGCCUAAAUGGAAAUGCUAACCAUUACACAUUUGCCUGGAACUGCAGUGGAACUUGUCCCUGUAAUGUUAGUACUCAGACUAAAACCCAUCAGAUAAAUGCUACUUGUCUUCCACCACCCUACAGUUUUUCAGUUUACACUGUGAUUGCUCAGAAGACUACAGUGCAGCUUGAGGAACAGACAGCAAGCAAAUGCAUCUUUGUAUCUCCAGGGAAAGAUUUAAAUCCUGUCAUUACAUGUUCCAAUUGCAACCCAGUCAAUGUCAAUGCCAAUGUUAAUCUGCAGUUGCAGUGUGAAGGCUGUCAACAAAUUGUUUGGUACUUUGAGGACAAAAGCCAUGUUCCUGAUAUUUUGAGAUCCUGCUAUUCUGAAACAGGGCAGAAAGCCCUGAUAAAACAGAAAGAAGGUGGCAGUUCUUUUAUAAUCGAGAGUGAAAUUCUAGUCAAUGCACAGCAGAACAUAAACGUUGUUGUGUACGGUGUAAGAGAUGGAUUAUCUGGAUCGACUGAAUUCACCAUCCCAAUAUUCGGUGUCUCGUCUACUUUGUUCCCAACAUUACUACCUAAUAGUCAAGCCACAAAUGGGCAGCUUGCGUCCCAAACACAGGCUAUAGUCACAGAGUCUGUUAUAACCACCUCCAGUACUCCCUUUAGUUCUCCCACCACUGCAAUUAAUCCUUUAAAAGAUUCAGCACCGUCCUGUAACAUUAACCCCACUGUCGGAGAUAUUUUCUCUCCCUUCAACAUCCUUUGUACUGUGGCUCCUUCGUUCUGCAAAUCUGGACCAUGUAUGUACUGCUUCAGAACAUCCACUGGUGACUACUUGUACUGUGGCCAUAACCAGACAGUGAAGUCACUCUUUCUCCCUCUUGGAGGUGGUACUAACUACACCCUGGUUGUAGCAGUCACUGUUGAGAAUGUGGAAGGAGAGAAGAUAAACACAACUUUAUCUGUUCAGGUAAAUGAUGUUAGUACUGGGCCAACAGUGGAGGAUCUACAGGGCUUUGUGUCCAAGCAGGUGGACCAAAUGUUGCAGCAUGGGAAGCUGACAGGGGCAUCACUAGCCCAGAUGUUCCAGUCUGUGUCAUACAGGCUGAAUGAGGACACACCCGAGGGCCAAAAACAAGAUGCAAAGAUGAAGCUCCGAGAGGAGAUGCUGAUAGACCUGGGAACAGCUGUGAACUCUGCCCCUCUCAAGAACCCCGGAGAAGUGCAAAAGACAGCUGAUGCUGUAGUGAGCCUCACUACACAGAGUGAAGAGUUGACAUCUACAGCUCAGUUACAGGCUAGUUCAAUUUUGUCAAAGCUCAGUUUGUCCCUGGUCUCUCUCACACUCUCUGAGAGGGAUGACCAAGAAGUAACAAGGCAGGCGGUCACACCCAUCAUUCAGGCUGCCAGUAACAUCCUCAAAGUUUCUGCCAGAACAGACCAGCAGGAGGUCAUCUCUGAAAACCUGCUACAUGCAGCAGACAAUGUCCAAAGUGCACUGCUGGUUGGUGCAAGUGUAGACCAAGAGCCUAUUAUUGUUAGCACCUCUGAGAUCAGUGUGUAUGUAAACAGAAUGUCCCCAGUGGCACUUCAGAAGCAGUCCUUCAGUAUUGAGUACAACAGCUCUGCCAGCUUUGUGCUCCCGUCUUUGGGUCCUAAUGUGCUGCCUUUAGAAGAGACAGUGGAUCUACGGAUGCUGAGUUUUGCGAUAAACCCUUUCCCCUUGAGGAAAGGUGAGCUCAUCAGUGGAGCAGUGGCAUCUCUGUCCAUCACUCGAGAGAAUGGAUCUGUUAUCCCAGUAUCGGACCUCAGUGAAGAGAUUGAGAUUAUCUUGCCGAGACCAGAGGCUGAAGUUAACAGUACAUUUCUGGACCUGGAGAACUACAGUACUUUAAUUAUUAAUGUGACUACACCAAAUAUAUCUCUGGUUUUGAAAUUGGACCCCUCAGAAGAGAUACCUUUACAUUUACUCCUGGGGUUUGAACACUACCCAAACAACACUCACUACAAGACCACAAUUCAGCUGCCUCAACCAGGCAAUUCAACAGAAGAGAGGUAUGCAUGGGUCCUGGAUUCCAGGGAUAUAACACUAGAAGUAGGGGUUUACUAUCUUCUGGUGAGGCCUAUUGGAUCAGCAGGUUUAAACUCCUCAAAUGCCUCAGUGUACAUCACGUCGAUAGCUGCUCAGUGUAAGUACUGGGACGAGACUGAAACCACAUGGAGUGACUAUGGCUGCAGGGUUGGACCUCACACCACAACACUGCAUACUCAGUGCCUGUGUACUCAUCUAACAUUUUUCGGCAGUUCUUUCUUUGUCAUGCCCAACCUUGUCGACGUGUCCCGCACCGCUGAACUUUUCGCCACGUUUGUCAAUAACCCAGUAGUGGUGUGUUUCGUGGGCACUAUUUUCCUCGUCUAUCUCAUAGCUGUGGUUUGGGCUCGACGAAAGGACAUCCAAGACACUGCAAAGGUGAAAGUCACAGUGUUAGCUGAUAACGAUCCUUUGGCUGAAUAUCGCUACUUAUUGACCAUCAGUACUGGGCAUCGCCGUGGAGCAUCUACAUCAUCUCAGGUUACAGUGACUCUGCUGGGCUCUGAGGGAGAAAGUGAGCCCCAUCACCUAACUGACCCAGAAAAGCCGGUAUUUGAAAGAGGAGGAACGGACAUGUUCCUCCUCACCACGCCAUUCUCACUUGGAGAGCUGCAGAGCAUCAGAUUAUGGCAUGAUAAUUCUGGGAAACAUCCUGCAUGGUAUGUUAAUAAGGCGAUGGUCCAAGACCUGGAGACAGGACAAAAGUGGCAUUUCUUAUGUAGUUCAUGGCUGGCUAUUGAUGUCGGAGAGUGCACCCUGGAUAAAGUGUUUCCUGCAGCAACAGAAACUGACUUAAAAAGGUUUAGUAAUCUGUUCUUUAUGAAAACCACAAAAGAUUUCCAAGAUGGUCACAUUUGGUUUUCAGUGAUCACUCGGCCACCCAAUAGUAACUUCACCCGAGUACAGCGUGUUUCGUGCUGUUUCUCUCUGUUGCUCUGUACAAUGCUGACCAGCAUCAUGUUCUGGGGGAUUCCCACUGACCCUUCUGAACAGACCAUGGAUCUGGGGAAGAUCGAGUUUACCUGGCAGCAAGUGAUGAUUGGAAUCCAGAGCUCCAUUAUUAUGUUCCCCAUCAACCUUCUUAUAGUAAGCAUCUUCAGAAAUGUUCGACCAAGAGAACGAGCAACAGAUCAAACUCCUAAAAAGUCUAAGCCUGCUUCUGUUAAGCAAGGAAAAACAGGACGGGUGUCGCCAACCCAACCUCCGUCUCCACAGAGUGACCACAGGGAGAUCACGCCAGAUGCUGUAACCAAGGACAUCAAGAGGAUAGCCCAAUCUCUCUCCAAGGCUCUGAGGAGCCCUAUGCCAAUGAUAGACCCUGAGAAAAUGGAUAUCAAUGAUCUCCUGUCACUAGUUGAAGACAUUAUUUGUCAGCAGAACCGUGUAGGCGAGUUUUACUCUGAUGCCUCCAAAAAGGAACUCGCCAUCUCUCUGGGUGCUGUAAAUCUUCAUGAAAGGAGUCCUGAAAACAUACCAAAAGAGAAACACAGAAUUUUCAGGCAAUAUCUCUACAAACAACUUCAGAAUGUGGAGAAAGAGCUGAGGCUGCUGGGUCCUUCCCGGUUCUCUAAACCAGAGAGCUACAUUCAGGCAGUGUUGCAGGUUCAGGGCAUGAAACAAUUGCUAGAGCCAUAUCUCUCCUCCAGCUCCAAUAGAGACCAGAUCUCCUGUAGCUCCAGUCUGGGAGAGCAUGCUGGAGGUGAUAAGAAGUGCUGUCAGAAAGGCUUGCCCUGGUGGUUUGUGUUUGUUGGCUGGAUUCUUGUUGCAGCCACUAGUGGAGUGUCAGCAUAUUUCACCAUGAUGUAUGGGUUGACUUAUGGAACGGAUCGCUCUAUUAGCUGGCUUAUUUCUAUGGUUGUGUCGUUUUUUGAGAGCCUCUUCAUUACCCAGCCUAUAAAGGUGCUUGGAUUUGCCGUCUUCUUUGCUCUGGUCCUAAAGACAGUCGAUCAAGAAGAUUAUGGUGAUGUUUCAAUUGAGGGUGCUUUAUCUAGUACAGAUGAUCCUGAUAACAUAUGCAUUGCCAGGAGGGACAGCACAUGUAGUUUCUAUCAGCCUCCUCCUCCUUGUGAUAUUGAGAAGAUGAGGAACAACAUGAUCAAAGAACAGAAAGUCUUUGCACUCAUCAGGGAAAUUCUCAUUUAUGUAGGGUUCCUCUGGAUGCUACUCCUGGUGGCUUACGGUCAGCGAGAUCCAAAUGCUUUCUACCUCACUCAACACAUUCAGCAGAGUUUUAGGACCGGCAUUGCUGACAGUAUGAACUACAAAGAUGUCUUUUCCUGGGCGAACACCACCCUCCUGAAUAAGGUUUUUGGACAACAACCAGGCUUUAUCACAGAUGGAAACUCAAAGCUCGUCGGCAAUGCUCGACUCCGGCAGGUUCGAGUGCACAAGGACUCCUGCAGGACCUCCAGCUUCAUGAGUCGUUCCAUCCGUGACUGCAAUGCUCCAUAUUCUUGGGAGGUUGAGGACAUGGGCUCCUACGGUCCUGGCUGGAACCGAUCAACAGAUGUAAAUGUGUCAAAGAGUCUCCUCAUGCCAUGGUGGUACCAAACCCAGUCCAGACUCAGGGCGCAUCCUAUCUGGGGUGGGGUGGCUUUCUACAGAGGUGGAGGCUUUGUUGUGGACCUGGGGCCUAACAAACAAAACGCAAGAAGUUUGCUUCGGUACCUUUUCGAGAGCACCUGGGUGGACAAAUACACUCGGGCUAUCUUUGUGGAGUUCACAGUGUAUAACGCUAACGUUAACCUCUUCUGUAUUGUCACGCUGAUGUUUGAGACCACAGCAGUAGGAGCAUUCCAGUACCGCAGUGAUCUACAAAGUGUCCGCCUUUAUCAGUCAACUGAUGGUUUUCAUAUUUUCAUGAUGGCCUCUGAAGCCAUCUAUUUUCUCUUCAUUCUUUAUUACAUGUUUCAGCAGGGAAAGCUUAUGAAACAACAUAAGUGGGAAUACUUCAGGAGCAAGUGGAAUGUUUUGGAGUUAGCUAUCAUUAUUUUAAGCUGGAGUGCACUGUGUGUUUUCAUCAAGAGGACACUGUUGGGCAAACGAGACAUCGAGUACUAUCAAAACCACAAAGAUGAACAUGCUAGCUUCCAUGAAACCGCCACAGCAGAUGGAGUUCUUGGAUACCUUAUAGCUUUCCUAGUUCUGCUGGCUACAGUCAAACUGUGGCACCUGCUGCGCCUCAACCCUAAGCUGCAAAUGAUCACCGCGACGCUUCAUCGGGCUUGGAACGACAUCUCUGGCUUCAUUAUCGUCAUGACAAUUAUGCUCUUAGCUUACUCCAUUGCUUGUAAUUUAAUGUACGGCUGGAAGCUUUAUUCCUACCACACUCUUCUCCAUGCUGCCAAGACCAUCGUAAGCUUACAACUGGGGAUCUUCAACUAUGAAGAAGUUUUGCAUUACAAUCCUGUUCUUGGUGCAUUUGUCAUUGGUUCUUGCAUCAUCUUCAUGACGUUUGUGGUUCUAAAUCUGUUCAUAUCCGUUAUCCUGGUGGCAUUUUCUGAAGAACAGAUACACCAUAAGCCAUCUGAAGAGGAGGAAAUCGUGGACCUGAUGCUAAUGAAGAUAUGCAGCCUUUUGGGGAUCAGAGUUAAGAAGAACCAGUUUCCUGAAGAACCAAAAGCAAAACCUUUUGCUAUAACUUAAAAGUGUGAUUAAGAUAGAAAGAUAAAAAGAUAAAUGUAGUAGAAGAAGUGGCUAACAGAAGCUUUUAUGUAAUGCUCAUUGUCUUUGCAAAUUGCUAGGGAUAUUAAUAUCACUGCACAAUGCUAUUAUAUUUAAAAGCUUAAUGUGAAAGGUGUUACAUGUAUUGUGUAGGCUUUUAUUAUACAAGCUGUACAUCGUAGCUCUCUGAUUUUAGCUGCUUGAAUUUGUUUUGAUGAAAAUUCCAAGACCUACAAAAUCUUGGUUUAAGGAGUCUCUGUUUUGGAGAAUUUAACAGUUUGUUUUGGAUAUACAAAAUAUUCAGUCAGUCAUCAAUAAUGCUAUGCAUCCAUCUAGCUGAGCAGUUAAAUUAACCAAAUCUCAUUCUAAAUUGUGGUGGACACUUCAUGUAGUCUAAGCCUUAAAAAAAAGUGAAUAAAUUAAAAAAUAAAUAAAAGCUGGUGAUGGAACAAAUGUUUAUAUUUGUAUGUGAUAACAGGAACUAACCUAUCAUUAAAUGCAACUAUAAACCGAUGGUAAAUGCCAUUGUUGCUGUGGUAUAAGAGGAAUAAAAAAAAAUUAGUACAUGCUGUUAUUAGGUGGGGGG
Tachysurus fulvidraco (yellow catfish) is the source of this 8092-nucleotide messenger RNA. It is a transcript of the gene pkd1l2a, whose product is annotated as polycystic kidney disease 1 like 2a. Gene Ontology annotation, biological process: detection of mechanical stimulus. Gene Ontology annotation, molecular function: calcium channel activity; calcium ion binding; carbohydrate binding. The record is from RefSeq and is a predicted model, not a curated record. Bases 1 to 7488 code for a protein of 2495 amino acids. Gene Ontology annotation, cellular component: membrane. The transcript has 41 exons. NCBI's taxonomy places the organism in Eukaryota, Metazoa, Chordata, Actinopteri, Siluriformes, Bagridae.